UAAAAAUUGGGGGUAUAUUGAAGGAGUGUUUGUGAUCGACGUUGUCAGUAGACAGUUUUUCUUAGAUAAAGACUAACUGGACAAAGUGGUCACGCAGUGGACCUUUUCUCAUCGAUGAAAUAUUAAUCAAUAACAACAGAAAGUUAGGCUGCUAGAUCACGUGAAAUAAACAGGAAUGUUUGGAAAUUGUUGGGCGCUGGCAUUAGCGUCAUUCCUGAUGCUCCUUGCCUCCGGGCCGACGGUGUCCUGGUGUCAGGAGCUCUCGCAGAACAGGCCAAACUUCCUCAACAGGGAUCUCACAAAUCUAAAACGGUUCAGUGACAUAGACUAUGACAGCUUUGUAGGACUGAUGGGCAGGAGAAAUGCAGGAGACAUGCAUGAUGUCUUUGUUGGUCUGUUGGGGCGCAGGAGUCCUGAGACAGUCCCUCGUCCAUGGAAGAAUGUCGGAUAUCCGCAGCCAGCAGGAGGCUUCUUCAUCCAUAAAGGGAGAUUAAGGUUUCAACGCAACGCAUAGGGAGGAUCCUAUUUCCCCACCUUUAACUGCAGCUCUGCUAUAACCAGCCAGUGAUAUACAGUUGAUUCAUUCUAUGUUGCACUUCAAGGCUUUUUACCCAUGCAAAUGUACCCUCAUAUGUGGUAGUGUACCAAUGAGUGAUGUCAAGAUGAUUCAUUAACUAAAUGUGUUCCAUUGAAUUCAACAUUGAAUUUAUGUGUGUGAGAAUAUGCCUUUGGUAACUCAGUGGUGACCCAGUUGAUCAGUUUGCACUACCCCCGUUAAGGAGGGGAGAUUACACCUCGCUGCUCAAGGACCCUCAGCAGUCAGAAAAAGAGGUAUGGAGUCGUGGGUGCGAGCAAGGGCACUGACACAAUGUUACCGUUUCAGAAGGGGCAUGUAUUAGCCACGGUAAACAAAGUUGUGAGAAGGGGCUGGACGGGACCAAAGCAAAGCCCUACCCAAAAUCCAGGGUGUGGUCUGCCCAGAUCUAACCUAGUGUGUUUAGACAAAGAAGUUUCCCUAUGGAUAAUGUAAGCCCUGGUUGUCUUCCCCUCUUCCCUGGGAAGACAAAAAGAAACAAAAGAUUAACAAUGGUAAUGGUAAACAAUAAUAGUACAACACAAAACAAUCACAACUAGAGAGGGUACAAUUUCUGGGGAAAUUGUAGGGUGUGCUUGCUUGCGUCGGUUGCACAGGGGUCCGUUUUUUAAUGACAUUUUUACAACUGAUAUUUCUGUAUAUUUUAUAUAAAAAUACAUACUUAUUAUUUAUAAAGAUGACAUAGAUUUAAAAGCAUCUUUUUUUUGCUGCUCAUUUACAACUCAAAAUAUGAGUGAAGUGUAGAAUGAAAUAGAUGUCUUCUCAUUUCCCCUGCAAGAGGCAGCCUCAUAGCUGAAUCAAAACGAAUACAUUUGGCAGACCGGUGUAAAAAUUGACCUAAUCUCUAUGACUUUAACGUCCUUUUAAGUUUUCCCUUCUCGUGAUAUUUUCAGGCAUUUAGCCUACUCAUAUUGCAUUCAUUAAUAAAGAACCCCCUUUGAAGAUUAUUCUACGACGUUACCCGGCAGUAGAAGAUGGAAUCGCGAUUCAAACAGUACCAUCUGCUAACUGAAAAUAUGCCCCCAAAAACGUAAAUAAGCUUGACAUUUAUUUAGUGGAAAAUCGCUAAUUCAUAAAAAGCUCACUGGUAGCGAUCAUUUAACAACGCAAAGAACCUGCCCCGGUAAAUUGUACUUCUACAGUACAGUACAGUACUACUGCUGUGUUCGUCUUGGUAGCGAUUGCGUUGGUUGAAUUUGAUUUAACGUUCCGUUGUACGGUUUAGCCUGAAAUUAUUUUCAUGAACAGAUUGACAAAGUUUAGGCUGUGGCAAUGAAGUCAAGGUUAGUAGUUAGAUAGACUUUUGAUUUAAGUAAGGGGAGUGCCGAACAUGUUCUGUCGCCGUUUGACUUCCUACUGUACAGCUGUGUAGAUGUUUUUGUAGUGUCUCGCGUAGGCUACAGCGUUGCAGUGAGCAACACUGGUUUGAAACCACAGGUAAUGAUAAUUUCACCCACAAAUAGUUUACUUGUAAAUGUAAUGUCAUA
Osmerus eperlanus (European smelt) is the source of this 2082-nucleotide messenger RNA. It is a transcript of the gene tac3b, whose product is annotated as tachykinin precursor 3b. Gene Ontology annotation, biological process: tachykinin receptor signaling pathway; positive regulation of blood pressure. The transcript has 6 exons. The coding region runs from base 176 to 514 and encodes 112 amino acids. The record is from RefSeq and is a predicted model, not a curated record. Lineage: Eukaryota; Metazoa; Chordata; Actinopteri; Osmeriformes; Osmeridae.